AUGGCAUCUCCCGCCCCCAAGCAUUUUCCUGAUCGUCCUCAGUUCUCGGGCUUCAUGAAGCCAUGCCGAUUUGAAGGAGAAGUUCAACAUUUGGAGGUGCAUGGAGAUCUUCCUAGUGACAUCAACGGUACUUUUUUCCGUGUCAUGCCAGACCCUCAGUUGCCCCCCUUCAUCGACAAUGACCCUUGGUUCAAUGGAGAUGGAAAUGUCAGCGCGUUUCGCAUCAAGGAUGGAGUAGCGACUUUCCAGCAAAAAUAUGUUCGCACCGAGAAGUUUGUACGCGAGAGAGAAGCCAACCGCGCGCUUAUUGCUUCAAAAUCAGGGAAAUAUAGGAAUAAAUUCACUGAUGCGGUGGAUUUUACCGUCAGAACUACUGCCAACACGAAUGUUGUCAGCUUCAACGGCCAGCUCUUGGCGCUCAAGGAGGAUUCUCCCCCAUAUGCAAUGGACCCGGAGACUCUGGAAACAAAGGGCUUGUAUACCUUUGAUGGCCAGCUUCCUAGCGUGACUUUCACUGCUCAUCCGAAGACAGAUCCAGCGACUGGGGAGUUGAUUUGUUUCGGUUACGAAGCCAAGGGAGACGGCACCCCCGAUAUUUGUUAUUACACGAUUGGUCCCGAUGGCAACUUUACCCAGACUUUGUGGUUAGUGAGCCCUGUCUGUGGAAUGAUCCAUGACUUUGCAGUGACAGAGAACUGGGUUCUUUUCCCCGUGAUUCCCCAGUUAUGUGAUAUUGAGCGAAUGAAGCAGGGUGGAGAACACUGGCAAUGGAGCCCUGAAACCCCUUUCUAUAUCGGAGUGAUCCCUCGCUACGGUGCCAAAUCUUCAGAUGUCAAGUGGUUUACAUACAAGAAUUCCUUCCCUGGCCAUACGGCCAAUGCCUAUGAGCACGAAAACGGCAAAAUUGUAUUUGAUCUUGGACUGAGUGACAAGAAUGUCUUCUACUGGUGGCCUGAUGCCCAGGGAAACUCGCCUGAUCCCAUGACGAUCCACACCCAGCUAACACGCUUUACCUUCAAUCCCAACGCUGAAGAAGGAUGCCUCCCCGAACCAGAGGUCUUGCAUGAUGGAAAUUCGGAAUUCUAUCGCAUUGAUGAGCGGUUUUCGGGAAAGCAGUAUCGCCAUAGCUACUUCGAUCUCAUGGACCCGCGCUUGGGAACAGACUUUGCAGCUAUCGGCCCGGUCAUGGGCGGCGGAUACCCUCCUUACAACGCGCUGGCACAUUACGACUGGAGCACGGGCAAAACGGAAGUUUACUUUCCGGGGCGCACACAUCUCGUGCAAGAGCCAGUUUUCAUUCCUCGGGUAGGCUCUACAGAAGAAGGGGAUGGAUAUCUGAUGGCAUUGGUAAAUAACUAUCGCACCAUGUCCAGUGAACUGCAUCUUCUAGACUGCCGGGAUUUCACCAAAGCCCGAGCGACUAUUUUGCUUCCUUUGAGGCUCAGAGCCGGUCUGCACGGGAACUGGGUUGACAACUAA
Molecule: messenger RNA, 1479 nt
Organism: Penicillium pulvis
Lineage: Eukaryota; Fungi; Ascomycota; Eurotiomycetes; Eurotiales; Aspergillaceae
Product: carotenoid oxygenase family protein
Exons: 5
Coding region: 1-1479 (492 amino acids)
Biological process (GO): carotene catabolic process
Molecular function (GO): carotenoid dioxygenase activity
Source: RefSeq, a predicted model, not a curated record